This is a messenger RNA of Stegodyphus dumicola, 758 nucleotides long. RefSeq names its product Protein phosphatase Slingshot (gene ssh). The record is from RefSeq and is a predicted model, not a curated record. Lineage: Eukaryota; Metazoa; Arthropoda; Arachnida; Araneae; Eresidae. Gene Ontology annotation, biological process: negative regulation of actin filament polymerization; protein dephosphorylation. Gene Ontology annotation, molecular function: phosphatase activity; actin binding.
UAACCGAAAGAGGUGGAAGCUAGCGCAUGCGCUUCUUAUGUUUUGAGAAAGAUGCUACAAUGGUACUGUUGGGUGUAUAUGCCUCUGCGAAGUAACGUAAACAAAUUCAGAAUUGGCUAAGUAUGUUUAACGCAUAGAGAAGUUUAUUAUGUGACUUUAUUCAGUGUGAUGGUACCAAUCUUGCAAUUGACAAGAGGUUUUAGGCUGCGACUAAUAUGGCUUUAGUUACUGUCCAGAGGUCACCGUGCGGAGCGAACUCAAAUUCUAACUGCCAUAAUCCAUCCACAGAUGAAAUUGAUCAAUGCAAUAAUAAAGAAGGAGAUGAGAAAAAGGAAGAAAAAAAGGGUAUUAGUGAAUGCUAUUUUGCAGUAAAAGGUGCUGCUCUUGUAUUACCGCAUGAUGAGUGUUUACAUGUGCAUCGAAAAACUAUUGCAAAUGGAGCCUGUGAUAUUCAACAACAUUUGCAAGCCAUGCUUUACUUACUGCAUGCAGAUGACAUAUUAAAAAUGGCUGUAAAAUUGGAAAGCAUUCAUAAUGGUCGCACUAGAUACCUUGUAGUUGUGUCCCACACAGGAAAGUUUCAGACUGAAGAAAGUUGUCUACUGGGUAUUGAUUGUAACAAAGAGACAACAAUCGGCCUUGUUCUUCCUGUAUGGGCUGAUACUAGAAUAACAUUGGAUGGAGAUGGAGGCUUCAGCAUAACUUCAAAUGGAAGGCAUCACAUUUUUAAACCUGUUUCUGUACAAGCCAUGUGGUAG